AUGGCUGCUCCUGCUCCUCCACUUGCCACUCCAUCUGGCAACUCUAGAGCCCGUGAUUGGCCUCGAACAGAGCUGGGAUCCUCUGCGUUCGGGGGAAACCCCAGAGGCGGUCGAGGUGGUGGUGGCGGAAGGGGAAGGAGCAGAGGCGGUCGUGGUCGAGGGCCGAACCCUAACUCCAACUCCACCGGCCACAGUAAGGACAAUGGCGGUGCCGAGCCUUCGCAUGCUUCGAAGAAUGAUAAAUCAACGAACAACGAAUCGUUGCCGCCCAAAGCGACACCGGCCAGUACGACAUCAACACCGGAUCCUAAACCUAAGCCAUCUCCCAAUCCUUCGAUCUCGGCGCUGUCUAAUACCACCACUCCUUCGUCGGGCUCGCGGCGUCACGGUCGUAAGCCAUCGCGCUCCACACCAUUGGUCGUUCCUGCGGUACUUGUGGGUGGACCAUCUCCCUCGACCGUACUCCCUGCUACAGCGCCUGUCCCCCGACCUUCGAACCGCCGUCGCCGUUCACAGCAGAGUGCGAAGGGAGGAAAUGGGGCUAUCAGCACCGGCGGAAGUAAUCUCAAAGUCAAUGUACCGGCAUCGGACGAUAGCACCCUUCUCCGGCCGCAGAACAGACUCCUAGCGCCCCGCAGUGCUCCGCCUCCCUCAAAGGAUACGCCUCCUCACUUGGCCGGAUCAUUCAGGCAGAAUGACAUUGAUGCCUUUGUGGAACGAGUGCGAGCCUCUGCGAUGGAAAGUAACCGCCCCAAUACUCCAGGCAGUCACAUCGAUUGGGCUGGUGACGACGACGAAAGCUUGCCGGAUCUUGAUGAUUGGGGUGUGAAGACCGUCACACAGGAGGAGAAGCCAGUGGAGCCCGAGCCCAAGGAUAGCGUGCAAGCCCAAAAGGACAUGAUGAUUUCUCCCAUCAUCGUCGAUGGGCUGACUGCAUUGCCGGAUCCAGUUGCGCCCCCUGCAGAUGUCAAAGAGGAGGCGGUGGUCCCUUUCAGUGCCGACGAGCAGCCGAGGAUGGAAAGCACGCCUCCUCCGACGUCCCUCCAGCCGGCCGCUGAAAAAUCCUCCGAGCCUGCCGUCCAGCCGGCGCCUCUUUCUGGGCUCGCUGCGUCCAUCUACGCGCCGUCGAACUCUGAUGAUCCGGCAGAGACUUUCCAUCCGACGCAUCAAAGGGCCCAUACCGUCGGCAGAACGUUUUCGAGGUCUGCGCACAACCUGAACCAGCGGGACACGAGGGGAACCAGGACGCCGGGAAACCAGCAUGCCCGGACGCACUCGUCGCCCCCUGCUUCUGUGCGCAACCCACGGCCUCCGCACGCCAGACCCGUCAUCACGGGAGCCGCAAUUUCAAGGCUUGCGCGCACCAUCGCCGCUCCAAGCAAGACCCCAUGA
Messenger RNA from Mycena citricolor, 1392 nucleotides. The record is from the annotation of a GenBank genome assembly. Lineage: Eukaryota; Fungi; Basidiomycota; Agaricomycetes; Agaricales; Mycenaceae.